This is a messenger RNA of Mus musculus (house mouse), 6738 nucleotides long. RefSeq names its product granule associated Rac and RHOG effector 1 (gene Garre1). NCBI's taxonomy places the organism in Eukaryota, Metazoa, Chordata, Mammalia, Rodentia, Muridae. The record is from RefSeq and is a predicted model, not a curated record. The coding region runs from base 1337 to 4516 and encodes 1059 amino acids. The transcript is spliced from 16 exons.
GAGGAGGGCCGAGGCUGGGCUAGGACUGAGGAAGGACCCACACCCGUCGGGCGAGCGCCGGGGUCAGGGGUGUGUCUUCCUGCUCCUCGUGGAGCAGGGGAAAAAGAGCAUGCCUGUUUGGCAUGAUAAGAAUUUUGUUUAUACUUUAACCAAAAUUGCCUGGGAAACGAUCAGCCUGGGGAGCCCCCAGUUUGAAAAUAGAUUGUCCUUGCCCUUCCCCACCCGUUGCCAUUAUGAAAGCGAUUCAUUCUUCUGUCCUUGUAAAAAACACUCGCCACUGUAUACAAAGUGUCAGGAGGGAAAAUGACCACGGCGACUCGGUGACAACCGCUCCUAACAUUUUGGUGACAUCAGCUUAAAGUUCUAAGAAUGUAUUUGUAAAAGACUACUUGCGAGCUUGAUUCGGUGUGCGUUUGGAGGUUUUUAUGUGCCUUGAAAAUACUUGAGGCUGAAGUAGGAGGGCAGUGAUGGACUGAGAAAAGGGAAAGAGCCAUGACCUCCUUUUCUUCUGGACACACCAGGUGGCACAUUUAGUUCGUUGACUGGAUUUUUGGGAAUUGGAGCCACAACUGCAGGAAGGAAAUGACUUAGAGGCCUUAUGAAUACAUCUGUGCUUUCUUGCUUCAGACUUUACAACUGCAGGCCAACCCAGUCUGGAAGCACUUUUUAUUAAUGUUACAAGGAAACCGCUACCUCAGCAAACAAAAGAAAGGAGAAGACACACAAUAACAAAUGCCAUGUUUAAAGAAAACUUGUUCCCAGAAACCUUUACAGGAGAUUUGGAAGUUUUUAGCACUGAGAAGCAGCUUUCCAGGUAAAUGGAUUUGACAGGCAGGCUCUGUCAGAAUUCUGCAGAGGUGUGUUCUUCCUUCAGGACUUCUUGUGAAGUAACCCCUUCCGCCUAAAUGCUGUUGACCAGCUGGGGUCCUUUUUGGUAUAUAGAAGAUACAUUAUAUUACAUUUUAAAAGUUAAGUUAUUUUUCUGCCAUUGUAAAUGUAAGUAUCAAAAUAUUCUUGCAAAGCAAUUAUAAGCAAACACUUUCCUCAGCAAGCAUAUCUUCAUUGAGGGUAGGAUGCUGAACAGUUACAGAGCAUUUCGGACACUGUUAUUUUUUUGUUAGAGUUCCUGCCUACACUGAAAAUAUUAAUUAUAUAAAUCUGUUAUUUUUCUCACCUUUAUGUUGGAUCACAUGGUCACCUGCCUCAUGGAAAUGCCUUUUUUAAAACUUAGAUUUGCAGAACUCCACUAUUUUUAUACCUAGCUACAGUUUUGGAAAAAAAAAAAGGACUCAGAACCCUGACCUGCCAGUGGUCCCCGGGACAGUUCCCCACCCGUAUGUAUUGCUGCAGUGCCCAGGACAAUAAGAUGGACUACAAGCGGCGCUUCCUGCUUGGCGGGUCCAAGCAGAAGGUGCAGCAGCACCAGCAGUACCCGAUGCCUGAGCUGGGCCGAGCACUGAGCGCUCCCCUGGCAUCCACCGCCCCCUCUGCCCCGCUGGGCAGUCUGACCGCUGCAGGCAGCUGCCACCAUGCCAUGCCCCACUCUACUCCCAUUGCUGACAUCCAGCAGGGCAUCUCUAAGUACCUGGAUGCCCUCAAUGUCUUUUGCCGUGCUAGUACGUUCCUCACAGAUCUCUUCAGCACCGUGUUCAGGAACUCACACUACUCAAAGGCCGCCAUGCAGCUCAAAGAUGUGCAGGAACAUGUAAUGGAAGCAGCCAGCAGAUUGACCUCAGCCAUAAAGCCCGAGAUUGCCAAGAUGCUCAUGGAACUCAGUGCUGGGGCUGCAAACUUCACAGAUCAGAAGGAAUUCAGUCUCCAGGACAUUGAGGUGUUGGGGCGAUGUUUCUUGACAGUGGUGCAAGUCCAUUUCCAGUUUUUGACCCACGCCUUGCAGAAAGUCCAGCCGGUGGCUCACUCUUGCUUUGCUGAGGUAGUUGUGCCAGAAAAAAAGAACAGCAGUCUGUCUGGCAUGGGCCACACACCUGAACUGGAGGAAGCUGUGCGAUCCUGGCGAGGGGCAGCUGAGGCGACAUCUAGAUUGAGAGAGAGAGGCUGUGAUGGAUGCCUGGCAGGAAUCGAAGUCCAACAACUCUUUUGUUCUCAAAGUGCAGCAAUUCCUGAGCACCAGCUAAAAGAGCUAAACAUAAAAAUCGACAGUGCUUUGCAGGCUUAUAAAAUAGCUUUGGAAAGCUUAGGCCACUGUGAAUAUGCAAUGAAAGCUGGCUUCCAUCUAAACCCAAAGGCCAUUGAAGCAAGUUUGCAGGGCUGCUGCAGUGAGGCGGAAGCUCAGCAGACAGGGCGAAGGCAGACACCCCCACAGCCCAUGCAGUGUGAGCUCCCCACGGUUCCUGUGCAGAUAGGAUCGCACUUCCUGAAGGGGGUCUCCUUUAAUGAGUCGGCUGCCGACAAUCUGAAGCUUAAGACGCAUACCAUGUUACAGCUCAUCAAGGAAGCAGGCUGCUACAAUGGAAUCACACCUAGGGAUGAUCUUCCUGUGACUGAAGUCCUGAAUCAGGUGUGCCCGUCCAUGUGGCGGGGUGCCUGUAAGACUGCUGUGCAGCUGCUGUUCGGCCAGGCAGGGCUGGUGGUUGUUGACACAGCACAGAUUGAAAAUAAAGAAGCCUAUGCACCCCAGAUCAGUCUUGAAGGUUCCAGAAUUGUGGUUCAAGUCCCAUCCACAUGGUGCUUAAAGGAAGAUCCUGCUACCAUGUCCCUGCUGCAGAGGAGCCUGGAUCCCGAGAAGACCCUAGGUCUGGUGGAUGUGCUUUACACAGCCGUGCUAGACCUAAACCGCUGGAGAACAGGGAGGGAACAAGCUUUACCCUGUAUACAGAUCCAGCUGCAAAGGGAUAUCUGCGAUUUUGGGAAUCAGGCUGACCUGCCUUCUGGAAAUGGAAGCAAAUCCUCGGGACUGCAGAAGACUUUCUCCAAACUGACAUCCCGGUUCACAAAGAAAGUGUCAUGCACCAACUCUGGCAGCACACACUAUUCCAAAAACAUCUUCACAGCUGGGUGUUCAGAGGAAAGGGCCAAAAUGAUGGGCAAUAAUAUUGAUACACGGUUACAGAGCAUUUUGAACAUUGGUAACUUCCCUAGGACUACAGACCCUUCACAGUCGUCUCAGAAUUCCAGUAAUCCAAUGGUCAAUGGCUUUCUCCUGGAGAGACGUGAGAACUUCCUGCAUGGGGAUGAUGGCAAGGAUGAGAAGGGCAUGAACUUACCCACUGAUCAGGAAAUGCAGGAAGUGAUAGAUUUUCUCUCAGGCUUUAACAUGGGCCAGUCCCAUCAGGGGUCCCCACUGGUGACAAGGCGUAACUCUACUGCCACUGCCAUGGUGACUGAACAGAAGACAGGAACCAUGCAACCACAGCAGCCAUCACUGCCAUUGGCUCCUCCACUACGGCCACCCCAGGCUGGAGCACACACGCCUCUGGCAGCCCAGCAAGGUCUGGCUCCUCAGCAGCAGUCUCCAAAGCAGCAGCAGCCCCAAGUCCAGUACUACCAGCACCUGCUGCAACCCAUUGGAUCACAGCAGACUCCACCUCAGCCUCGGGCGCCUGCGAAAUGGGUACAUGGCUCAUCUCAGCACCCAUCACAGCCCAUGGCAGCGGGUCUGUCUCCUCUUGGUCAGUGGCCUGGCAUAUCUGAUCUCAGCUCUGACUUGUACAGCUUGGGUCUAGUGAGCAGCUAUAUGGACAAUAUGAUGUCAGAAGUUUUGGGACAGAAGCCCCAGGGACCUAGAAAUAACACCUGGCCAAACCGUGACCAAAGUGAUGGAGUCUUUGGAAUGCUGGGAGAGAUUUUGCCUUUUGAUCCUGCAGUGGGCUCAGACCCAGAAUUCGCACGCUAUGUGGCAGGAGUGAGCCAGGCAAUGCAGCAGAAGCGGCAAGCUCAACAUGGCCGCCGGCCAGGCAACCCCCGUGGCAACUGGCCGCCCAUGGAAGACGCUCAUCGGACCUGGCCUUUGCCAGAGUUCUUCACAGAAGGGGACAGCUUGCACAGCGGCUGGUCAGGAGCUCAGGGAGACUCGGCCAGUUCCAGUGAUGAGACCUCUUCAGCCAAUGGGGACAGUCUGUUCUCCAUGUUUUCAGGGCCUGACCUUGUUGCUGCUGUUAAACAGAGAAGGAAACACAGCAGUGGAGAGCAGGAGACCAGCACACUGCCCUCACCACCUCUCCUGACCACAGUGGAGGACGUGAACCAGGAUAACAAAACCAAAACGUGGCCACCCAAAGCACCAUGGCAGCACCCUUCCCCGAUGCCCAGCACGCUGCCCAGCCCAGCUGCACCACUCUAUGCAGUCGCCAGUCCUGGCAGCCAGUGGAACGACACCGUGCAGAUGCUGCAGUCCCCUGUGUGGGCUGCAGCCAAUGACUGCAAUACCACCUCCUUCACCUAUGUUCAGACACCACCACAGCCCCCACCUCCACCAGCACAUAAGGCAGCACCCAAGGGCUUCAAGGCCUUCCCUGGGAAGGCUGAACGUAGGCCAGCCUAUUUGCCCCAGUACUGACUACAGCUAGCCUGCUGCCCAUCAAAGCUGUUGGGGCAACUGUCCCCAAGGCUAACUAGCUGAUACUAGCCCCCAGAAGGACCAGUACACCCUGUCCCAGGGACAGAAAUAUUCCUUGGGUCUGAGGUGAUUGGCAGCUCCAAGUCUUUAAAGCCUGGUUUCUCAAACUUUGAAGGUAGCAGACCCCUGAGAGCCAGCUGAAGAUGGAGAUUUCUGACACUCAGGGGAUGCUGGCAAUCUGCAUGCUUAAUAAGCACCUCAGGUAAUCCUGGUGCAGGUGGCCAGAGGCCACACUUGGGAAAACACAGUCUGAAGGUAGUCCUGCAUGUGGGAAAGGCAUGAGGCCUGCAGGCUGAGAACAAAACUGACCAUUCUUUGAAACUCUUCUCUUUAACACACUGAGUGGGACCCACACCCAUCACUAAUUUUAUAGAUAUUUUUCAUGUAGGCUUUCGGUUAAAACGUCUCCUGCCUAAAAUGCAGUGGCUAUCUUAAGAUCCAGGUACACUGGCUGAAGGUUAGUUAGCUCAGCACUGUCUUCAUUUAAGCUUAUAUAAGAUGCUAGUGAUCAGAAGCAACCACCUGGCUUCCCAUGGGUCAGUAGCUCCUCUGAAGCACCCAGGGGUGCAGGCUCAUGUAAUGUACAAGAGCGGGAUUGGGCAACUGCUGUCAGGCAUAUUCUGGCCUCCCAGGGGGUGCAGCUGGUGCAUGCUGAGUGCACCUGCUGCCCUCACUUCCUUCCACCAUGACCAGGGCAGCACCAGCACCACGCUCCUCUACGGAAGGAACUGUGGAGGGGAGGGGUUGCACCAAGACCCCCACACUCAGAACCACAGUGACAUUGUGAGCUGACUCAGAGACAAAGGAAUUAUGAUGUAGACAGGAAUUCAAAAUCUUUGUUUAGUCACCAACAACACCUCACUUUUAGUUAAUGUGUGCCAUUAAACAGAUGACACUCCAUGGAUUUGGGGAUAUUUUCCAGCUAGAAUGGAUCCAGAAUUGAAUGGUGCUUAAAUUGAGAAAUAAUAAAUAUAUCUAUAUAGAGUAGACAUUUCCCACUAUAUAUUAAUUGAGGUUGCAGAAGGUUCUUUAUAUAAAACUUAUUUAAAAUUUUCAUAUUUCAUCUUUGAAAAUGUCUAAUUGAGAAAAAUCCAUGAUAUUUUCUGGUAUGAAAGUUUGACAGUAUUAAUUUUUUUAUAUUUUCUUAAAUCAUUAAACCAUUUUAAUAUAUGUUAACUACUAAUAAAUGGUUUAUUCUUUCUAACUCCAUGUAAGCUUUUCCAAUGAAGAUUGUAAUAACACAUUUUUGUUCUCAUUUUUCUACAGAUAAAUUUAUAUUUAAAAAUACCAAAAAAAAAAAUCCCUAUGUAUACACACCACACACAUACACACACACAGACACACAUUCACUUAUAAGAAAAUUAUAGAGGACCUGUAGGGUGAGCCCAGCCACCUGCGUUUUUAGUACUGUGUCUCCAGGCUGCCUGAGGCCUCAGCUGUUGUCAUUCGUGCUGUGUGGGGGUGACAUUUCUGCCUGUAGUGAAGAUCCUUCUCAGUGGGUUCGGAAUAUUCACCUCACCAUGUUUACAGAGAACUAUUUUGUACAUAGAGUUUUCCAGGCACGUACUUUGCACCAGCCCUGCGUGGCUGUUGUCUGUGUUAGCUGUCACAGUGUGCACACUAAUCUGUUCAGAGUUCCUUGUGGCUGUUUGACUUGUAAAAACUGUGUAUUUCCUUCAGUAAUGUGUCCACAGUGCUGUGUUUCCAGUUCUAGUCUUCUGCAGUACUCUCAUUUUCAUAGUGCCUCCCUGAAGACCUCACCUUGGGCCAAGGUCACUCCUCGGUGCCACAGCACAGGUGACACUGCUAAUUGUCAUCUCUGGUCUGUCUUUCUCUAUUAAGGAAGAUAUUUGUCUCCACGGCUGUGUGACCGUGUGAAUCAGCUUGUGUAGUCUCCACAUGGGUGCUGUUCGAAGCACCACCUUGCUCUAAACACUGGUGAUUCCAGGUGCUGCGCUUGGCAGAGGUGUCUUGCCAAAGCGCAUGUAUGCGUGUGAGUGUGUCCUCAGCACGGCCAAGCAUGGCUGCCUUGCUCGGCAUUAGCAGGACAUCAUGUGAAUAGUUGUGACCUUCCAAAACUGGAACUCUACAUUUUGUAUCUUACUUUUAAAGCUCCUAUAAGUAAAAUAACUUGGCUUUAUUAAAAUAUACAUUUAAUAAUA